This is a messenger RNA of Papilio machaon (common yellow swallowtail), 1816 nucleotides long. RefSeq names its product 15-hydroxyprostaglandin dehydrogenase [NAD(+)]. Gene Ontology annotation, molecular function: oxidoreductase activity, acting on the CH-OH group of donors, NAD or NADP as acceptor. Gene Ontology annotation, cellular component: cytoplasm. Lineage: Eukaryota; Metazoa; Arthropoda; Insecta; Lepidoptera; Papilionidae. Bases 171 to 992 code for a protein of 273 amino acids. The record is from RefSeq and is a predicted model, not a curated record. The transcript has 5 exons.
GUUUUUGUCCAGGCGUAUCAACGGUAGAAAUCUAGUUACUUAAAUAUGAGUUAUGCCAAAUCAUUUAUCUAUAAACUAACGUGACGGCUCAGUAUAAAUUCGAACCGAAUUUAAAAAGUGUUUAGUCAUUUAAUAAACGGUGAUCGGUGAACACUCCGAAUUGAACCAAGAUGACCGCCCAGUGGGAAGCAAAAAAUAAAAACUGUUUAAUCACUGGUGCCGCUUCAGGCCUAGGAGCAGCAUAUGCAGAAGCUUUAUUGAAAGAAGGUGCAAAGAAAGUUGCAGUAGUUGAUAUCGAUGAAAAUACUGGACAAAACUUCGUCGCUAAACUAAAUGAAACGUAUAAAAAUGCAGCUAUAUUUGUCAAAUGCGAUGUCAGUAAAGAAUCGGAAAUAGAAAAUUGCUUUAAGACUGUAGUAAAGGAAUUUGGAAGAGUGGACGUUUUGAUAAACAACGCAGGUAUUAUGAGCGACUUGGAAACGACGUGGAGAUUAGCAACUGAUAUCAACUACCAAGGACUAGUGUCAUUCACAUUGAAAGCGGUGAAGCAUAUGAGGAAGGACGAAGGGGGCGCCGGUGGGGUAAUAGUUAACAUUUCAUCUACCGCGGGAUUGAGUAAAGUAAACACAUUCCCGAUUUACUGCGGAAGUAAAGCAGCAGUCCGGUACUUCACUCAGAGUUUAGCAAUGCCACCGUUCUUUGAGGAUACGGGCAUAAGAGUGAUGGCUUUAUGCCCGGGAGCCACCGCUACCAAAUUGGUUGAAAACCUCGACAAAAAAGUCGUUGAUAUGAAAAAUAGUAAAAUGAUGGAAGAAUUAUUCGGCAACGUUCACAUUCAAAGUGUGGAAUCCACGGUAGCUGUGAUGCUUAAGAUGCUAAAGGACGGCAACAACGGAUCAAUAUGGCUCUCCAACAAAGACCAACCACCUUACGAACUGACAUCGCACAUUGACAAAUUCUUUACUGAUGUGGAAGAACUCGUGAGUCCGUGAGUUUAUGAAACCAAAUAUCAGUUUAAAACAUAUUGUUAUCCCUGUUUUAUCAAAGAUGACGGGGAAGAGUCAGGGAUGAUGAUAUGUUUUAUACAGUCAUUUUGGUCUCAGAAACCAGUAAGUAACUUUUAUUACAAAACCUUAAUAGUAGGGGAGCCCACGAGGCUAAAUGGGGAUUUACUCGAGCAUCGUAGAGACCUAUUGGGAUGCAAAGCUUAGAUGAUAAGAAGAAAAAAAUGUUAUAUGAUAUAUACCUUUACAUCAGUGGGGGAAGCGGCUAUAGAUUUUUAAAAAUGUAAAAAAAAAAAUUUUUAUCGAGCGCGUCAGAUUUUCUAAGGGAGUGUUAAGUGCACCAAAAAAAGCUCUUAUUCACUAAUCUGACGAUUUCGAUGGGACGCAAACUCGCGGUCAUUUUUAUAAUGUGCAAAAAAAUUCGCCAUUUUGAAAUACUCAAGCGCGUCAGAUUAAGAUAUAUAUGGUUUAUCUUGAUGUUCUAAACGUACUGUCUCAUAAUCUGACGAUUAUGUAGAGGGAUUCGCCUGAUUUGACAAAAAAAAAUAGAAAAACGGUUCGGCCUUAUACAUGGGCCCCAUGUUUUGUGGAGGUACUUAACCGGGUACAAGGUAUCCCCCUGUAUAUUAAUCUGCCGUGCUUUAGGAAAUCCCGAAAUCCCCGCUUGGGCUCCCCUACUAUAAGAAUUAUUAUUAUUGAAGAAUGCUUAUAUGCAAAAAAAAAUCAUCGCUACAAAUAAAAACUACAGUCAAUGUUGCGGAAAUAGAAUAGAAUUCAAAUCUUUUUUAUCUAAUAAAAUAUUUUAUACUGAA